UUUUAGUCCGUGACAAUAGGAUAAAUUUGUUGUCCUAUAACAAUAAAUCUAGAAAGCUAAUAAAUUAAUUUGGAUGAGGGUAAUAAGCACCGAUGAAUAUGCAAUUUAUAUCCGAAUGUACUUUUGGAAUAUUUAAUUAGUGUUUAUGAUCCACGUAUAUCAGUUUUAAUUAAGUCUCCUAACGAUAAAACAUGUGUGUUUGGAUUCCUGCUGAUUAGAUUCAAAUCUGUCGAGGCUGACGGUCGUCCAUCGGCACGGACCGUGCUCGCCGCUCCAGAUGGAUGCAAAACCGUCGCACGAGCAAAUCAUUAUCAGCGACCGAGCUCGAGUCGACUCGCUCCAAAAUCGUCUUUCUACCGCAUCCAACAUUGCGGCCGGCAGAGGCGGCUUGCGGGCCGUGUCGAUUCCUGCUCACACUGGCGACUUCGUUCGCAGUGGCAACUACAUCGUGAAUGUGGGCAUCGGAACACCUAAACAGGACUUCUCCGUGGAAUUCGACACCGGCAGCGACCUCUCCUGGAUCCAGUGCAAGCCCUGCAACCGUUGUUACCCACAAAACGACCCACUUUUCGACCCGGCCAAAUCAUCCACGUAUAGCAGCAUCUGCUGUGGCUCAGCUGAGUGCGCCGCCCAACCCAACCCGCCCAGCUGCUCAGGCGACCGAGCGUGCCGCUACCAAGUCGACUAUGCAGAUAAGUCAAGGUCCUCAGGCAACUUCAGCCGCAACACGCUGACUCUGAGCCCCCGGGACCAACUGCCGAACUUUAGGUUCGGCUGCGGCGACCACAACAGAUGGUUUUUCGGCCAGGCUGCCGGACUGAUCGGCUUAGGCCGCGGCGCGUCCUCGCUGAUCUCGCAAGCCUCGCAAAAGUACGGAGCGAUCUUUUCCUACUGCCUUCCGUCAAUCGCGAGCUCGACUGGCUACCUGUCAGUCGGCAGUACAGGCAGCGCGCCGGCCGGCAUACGAUACACGCCGAUGAUACGCGAAGCGAGCGAUUCGUCAUUGUACUACGUAAAACUCGUGGCGAUCAAAGUCGGAGGCAAGAAACUAGAUAUAAAGCAGAAGGUGUUCUCAAAAGCCAGGACGCUGAUGGACUCCGGGACGGUGAUCACCAGACUGCCACCGGCCGCGUACUCUGCGAUGCGCGCGGUGUUCCGCCGGCACAUGGUGAACUACACGGCGGCACCAGCGUUUCAGAUACUGGACACGUGCUACAAUCUGGGCGGGCACAAGGUGGUGAAGGUGCCGGCGGUGGAGCUGGUGUUCGACGGCGGAGCGAGCCUCAAUCUGGACUUGGACGGGAUAAUGAUGGCCGACCCAUCGCAAGCAUGUUUAGCAUUUGCUGGAAACAGUAACGACCAACAACUGAGCAUUAUCGGAAACACGCAGCAGAUGAAGUUCACUGUGGUGUAUGAUAUCUCUAAUCAACGGAUUGGGUUUGGCGCCAAAGGUUGUUCCUGAUUACUUAGCGACAAAUUGCACGGAAAAUGAUCUUUGUAUUUUACAGGCGAUAAUAAUAAUAAUAAGGG
This is a messenger RNA of Ananas comosus (pineapple), 1530 nucleotides long. Its product is annotated as aspartyl protease family protein At5g10770-like. The record is from RefSeq and is a predicted model, not a curated record. Gene Ontology annotation, molecular function: aspartic-type endopeptidase activity. The transcript has a single exon. Bases 278 to 1462 code for a protein of 394 amino acids. Lineage: Eukaryota; Viridiplantae; Streptophyta; Magnoliopsida; Poales; Bromeliaceae. Gene Ontology annotation, biological process: proteolysis.